CUGACAUGACUGAGACACAUCGCCUUCUGCCUCCAGUCCAUGCCUUUGGAGUAGAUCAUCGUCGCAGAUAUCAGAUUCAGUUCAUUGCCUUUCUAUCUGCUAUAAACGUUCGAGCUCUCCGACGCUUGAACCCACUGCCCGAAGAUCUACCGUAGAAACGAAAAUUGUACCGUUGUAGAUAUCCAAAUGCAUGCUUCGAUAUCAUUUCAAGACCCAAUCUUGAGCCUUUGCAAUUUGCAAUUAGAAUUCUCUCACAUGGCUCCGAGCCUCUCCCGUUGUCUCUCGCUCUUAUUACGGUCGUCAUAAUGCCUCGUCCUCAUUUCGUAAUUCCCACCUAUCUACCUCCUCUUCAUCUCUAUCGACACAUCCUUCGCGAAACAUCGUAUCUCCCUCCAGCAAUACGUCCAGAGGUUACACAUCGUAUUCGCACACGAUUUCGAAGCCAUCGAAAAUAUGAUCGCCACCAGAACAGGCACCGCGUCACUGCGGUCAAUCUUCUGCGUAAAUUGAGAGCAGCAAACAGUGGCAAGCAAACGCUCAUGGAAGACUUGAUAAUGGAGGCAUUUGGUAGAACAGGGGCCCGAAGGCGAAGCCUACUUUCGGACUUUAUAAAGCUCGAACCUCCCAGUAACUCGGAUGCUUUGGAGGCCUUGAUCCAAGGAGUUGAAGCGCACGAAAAGUCAGCAGAAACGGUCGAGCUUAAAGCAAUUAAGUUGCAAGCCGAUUCCUCUCCACAUAAACCAGCCGAAACAGCGAUAGAUAGCCAAACCUCGACGAAUCCUCCAAAGGACUCGAACGAAACACCAGGCAAUGGAGAAGAACCAAAAGCGAAAGCACCUCUGGUACGAAAAGGACCAAAACCUCUUCAGCCAGCAUUCUAUGCGAAGUGGGACACUGAGAAGCUCCGAAAGCUCCUCCGCAGCCAGCGGGAUUUACAGCAAUCAGCAAGACUAUCUUGGCCUCAUAGAGAUAUCAAAAGCCUCCAACCCGAUUCAAAGGUUCCUAGUCAAACCAUCUGGGGGAAAUCACCAACCCCCAAUAUAUAUCAAGCCAAGCGAGCAAAAUUCUGGAAGCGCAUUUCAAACAAAACGAUGCCACCUCUUGGAAAAGAUGAGUGGGAUCUUUUAGGUCGACUCAGCAGCGGCGCUCAGCAGGAAGAUCAGUGGAAAGUCCCGGAAAGACGACCUGUUGCGAAGCCCUCGCACGGUAGUACUACGAAGUCUGAUACUUGGGAUUGGGAGGGCUAUGCUUCUCGGCCCGCCUCUCAGGUUGAGCGUCAGAGUCCGCUUUCCGUCUAUGGUUUGGUUGGGCGGAAUAAGGAAAAGCAUCCAUAUCAGCCAAGGUUAAAUCAUCAGGAGUAUUCGCCCAGAUGGUUUAGGCGUGCUUAUCAACGAGUCUGGCAGUUCACCCCGAAGAUGGAUCCAGAUUCGAAGCCAGACAAGCUCAAGUUCAUAUGGGGUGCUUUGACAACCCCCGCGGUCCCCCCUACAAGAGCGCAACUGGCUAUUUUCGAGGACGUCGAUAGCAAGGGUAAAAAGCCAAACCCCCCCUCCCGAUCUCAACGAGCGCCAUAUUCACAAUCAAGGACUGCGGCCAACCCUCUUGAGACGCAGAAGUCAUAGACAUCACAUUUCAUAUGGCCUCCGUGCUCAGUGAACAUUUGACUGUUUUGUUUUCCAUUAUGCCUAUCAAUCCGUUAAAUUGGCCAGUUUGUUCAGGCCCUCGCCAUCAACACGCAUACCGACCCAAUCGUUCAUAGCGUAUGCACCAAUGCUCUCGUAGAACUUGAUGCUGGGCUCGUUCCACUUGAGAACUACCCAAUCAAGCCGAGCGCCAUCAAUGGCAAGGACUUGCUUAGCCAGAGUGCUCAACAGUUUCUUGCCGUAUCCCUUGCCACGUGCCGAUUCGCGCACGUAUAGGUCCUCUAGGUAGAUACCAGCACGCGAGCGCCAUGUGCUGUAGUUGUAGAAGUACAAUGCCAUGCCAGCGGCUUCACCUUCGGGGGUAAAGAGGAGAAGGCAACGAGCGGGCUUCGUUGGUGAUAUAGGUUCGGUGGCUGGGAUAAUGGAGGCGUCGACAUUAGGGGAGUCGGAGGGUGCGAACGCGACUGUGGCCUGGAUGCUUUCAACGGUCGCCUUGUUCGCAUCAGGCUCCUUCUCGUAAUCUGCGAGCUCCUGGAUGAGCUGGAGAAUUGUGGGAGCAUCUUCAGAGAGCUUAAGUUAGCACCAUGACGACUCUCUAGAGGCAUUGGAUUGGAUGUUGGAGCUUACCCUCCCUUCGGGCAUGUCGAAUUGUGGCCAUUGUAAACGUAUGAUAGUUGACAACUGUACAAGAGCUCCAAGAUACCCUCUACAGAGAAUUAUAUUUAUACUUCAAUCGAUCAGAAGAGCUGAAAACUGUAGAAAGUUUGGUUGACU
This is a messenger RNA of Fusarium verticillioides 7600, 2417 nucleotides long. RefSeq lists its product as hypothetical. The record is from RefSeq and is a predicted model, not a curated record. The transcript has a single exon. NCBI's taxonomy places the organism in Eukaryota, Fungi, Ascomycota, Sordariomycetes, Hypocreales, Nectriaceae. Bases 306 to 1622 code for a protein of 438 amino acids.